AACCUAUUAAAAAUAUAUAAAAAAAAUACACUUUAAAUUAAAGAGCUCUUAAGUUACUUAUCAAAUUUUAACAUGAUGAGAUCUUCCACAAAUUUUGGAAUGCGCGUAAUUUUUUUUGUGUAUUUAUCGGUUCAAAUAAAUACCGUAUUUAUUUCUGGAGGAUUUGUUGAAUCAAAUCAAAAGGAACUUGAAGAAAUUUUGGAAAUUUAUUCGGAGAAUAAUUUUGAAGAAUUUGAUCAACAGUCUACAAGAUUGUCUACAAUUGAAGAGGGGCUUGCAGGUAUCAAAGGAUCGGUCAAAAAAAUAAAAUCGUGGAUACCUAAUAAAUGGAAGAAUAAUUUGCAUUCAGAUGAGCAAGAGUCAGCUCCUAAAAUUAAAUUCAGUGAUUUUGUAAGACAGUAUAGUGGCAAAAUUCGCGCAAUAUUUCCAGGUACUCGUUGGUGUGGUGAUGGCAACAUAGCUCGUGAUGACACUGACCUAGGUUCAUUUAAGCAUACAGAUGCCUGCUGUCGACAACACGACAAGUGUCCUUUUAAUCUUGAAAGCGGAGAGACUUUAGGUCCUUUGAGAAACAAUGGCGCAUUUACGAGAUCCUGGUGCGCUUGCGACCAAGAUUUUUACAAUUGUUUAAAAGCAGCAAAUAAUCCAAUUGCUAGAGAAAUUGGUGUUACUUAUUUCACAGUUUUGGGACCUCAAUGCAUUGAUUAUAAUUUUCCUGCGACGUGUAUAAGCAAGUCAAGUGUAUUAGACAUCGCAGGUAGAAAAUGCCUUGAAUACAAGUAUGAUCAAUCGCAAAAGAAAAUUAUGCAAUGGAAAGACAGUUCUAAUUAUGUUGAAAUCCUGAACAGAGGAGCCCAAAAACGCGCGCAUCAUAACGAACUGGAAAGAAAGCGCCGAAAAGAAAUUAAAUUCUACUUCGAAAGAUUGAAAAAUACUGUCAAUCGGAUAGAUCCUGCGAAAGAACUUGCUACGAGCAGGAGGAAAAUUUUAACUAAAUCCGCUAACUAUAUCAUGAAGAAAGAAGGUAAUUUACACUUAAUUAAAAAUGAGAUAUUGGCGAUUAAAAACCAAAAUAGACUUCUAGAAGCUCAAGUUGAUAAAUUUAAUGAUAGUGCUUAUGAUAUUAAUCGAAAACGAAGAUUAAUAGUACCAGGAAGUUUAUGGUGCGGUGUUGGAAAUAUAGCCAUCCGGGAAGAUGAUAUAGGUCAGUUCCAUCUAACCGAUACAUGUUGCAAAGAUCGUGACUUGUGCGGAUUUAACCAUAAAGAAAUCUUGCUGCACUUUGAAUCUAAAAAAGACGUCGCUUCGCAGCUUUUCGGAAAACCAGUUUGCAAAUGUGAGCGCGAAUUUUACAGUUGCUUAAGAAGAGCUAACACUUUUGUAUCGCGCAAUCUUGGAAGAUUGUAUUUUUCUAUUAUUCGCCCAAAAUGUUACACUUAUGAUCAUCCUAGCAUAUAUUGCAUUAGAUUUCAAGGAAUACUGCAAAGAAGAUGUCUUAAGUAUCAAGUCGAUACAAAUUCACGGAUGAGAAUAGAAACAAGAGAUAAUCCAUACUUUUUUUGAAGAAAUAAUUUAUUAUAUUUUUUUU
Molecule: messenger RNA, 1588 nt
Organism: Cotesia glomerata
Lineage: Eukaryota; Metazoa; Arthropoda; Insecta; Hymenoptera; Braconidae
Exons: 9
Coding region: 73-1563 (496 amino acids)
Biological process (GO): arachidonate secretion; phospholipid metabolic process
Molecular function (GO): protein dimerization activity
Source: RefSeq, a predicted model, not a curated record